Molecule: messenger RNA, 1608 nt
Organism: Candidozyma duobushaemuli
Lineage: Eukaryota; Fungi; Ascomycota; Pichiomycetes; Serinales; Metschnikowiaceae
Exons: 2
Coding region: 1-1608 (535 amino acids)
Source: RefSeq, a predicted model, not a curated record
AUGAGCGACUUUCGUUUGAAAACAACAGUAGAUCCCAAAGUCCUCCACCAGGUGUUCCUAGUGUGCGGCUCCGAAUGGGGCCAGCCCGAUCCAGAAGGUUUUGCCACGUUUCAGGCGAAACAACUUGUGGAUGCCAUUUUGAAGGGCAGAGCUGCUAAGGCGUUUUACUUAGAAUCCAAGGACGGCGAGAUUGCCUCUGUGUGUGUGGUCACGCAACACAAGGCUUUUUACAAAGACGGCGCCGCCGGAGGAAUCGGUGUUCCAGAUCCAGCGUCUUUUGGUAUUGAGUUUUGUGUUUACGUUGGCGAAGUUCAGGGCCUCAAAUUGAUGGAGAAGCUCGUCCGGAAGGCAAUUGCCGUCACCGAGGAGGAGGUGUUGAAGAAGGAGCUCGAGAAGCUGUCGGACAAAAAGGGGUCCUUCAGGAGCAUGGUCACGGAUCUGGAGGGCCGUGUGGACGAGCAGUUGGCCACGUACUACCUCGGCAAGAAGUACGUCUGGUACCUCUACUCGGCGAUCAAGACGGCGUACUCGAAGUUCGGCUUUAAGGCGUACCCUGUUGACGGCUACAUUGUGCCCCUGGCUGUUUUGGAUAGUGAGGCUGCCGAGGCCGUCAAGAAGCUCCUCGGAGGCAAGGGCACAGACGCGUCGGUCCCAGGCAAAAAAUUGACCCUUUUGGACGGCUCGAAGCAGCAGGACGUGCACUUGAUCUCGCUGAUUUUGCAGCUGAAGGAAUUAGAGCUCUUGACCGACCUCAACAAGACCCUUUUCCACCUGGAGUUGGCUGGCGGGCGCAGGUCGCUGUCGUCGCUCACGAACGUGCAAACGGCGCUUUCUCUGACCCGGUUGGGCUCUCAAAACGAGCUUUCUGCUGUAGCAGAGAAGUUUGGCGGUGCUCAGAUCGACCCAACCUCGCCCAAGCAGUCUGGCGUGAAAAAGAAGUCGUCCGUGCAAAAUUUGGCCAUGCCCAAGUUCUUUUUGCAGCCCGAGGAGGCCAACUUGCGGAAACAGCACGCCUCUGAUGUGCCUAGAACGAAGAAGCAGGGCGGAGAAGAGUACUACGGCCACAUCAAGGGCGCCAUUCUCACCAACGAGUUGCAGCAGAAGAGCUACUAUGUGUUGUGGUCGCAGAUCAUGGACGGCAAGCUCUUUAUUGUUGGUCUGGGCGAAUUAAAGGUGGACCCCUUCGGCGUGCUCUCCGACCCUACACGUGUGGAGGACCAAUUUGGACGUAGAAGAUCGUCCUUCACCGGCCUCAACGACUUGGGCGGCUUCAACUUCCUGGACUUGGAGCUUUUGGUCAGCACGGCCGUGCUUGUGGGUAAGAAACGUAGCCCUGAGCUCGAACGGAUCUACGUCACAUCCCAGGGCUUGCCAGACACCGUUCCCGCCGAGGUGUUGUACGAUUUCUUCAUCAACUACUUGCCCCGGACGGUGCCUAAUGUUGUGAAGAAGGAGGACGACGGAGCCAAGGAGUCCAACACCGUGGAGUAUGUGGAGGAUUUUGCCGGCGACCAGCACCUUUUGCCCAUGGCCAAGCGGUUUGGUAUCGAGUCCCCUGAAUUUGAGCUUGACUGGAUUGCCAGCGGCAGUCUCAUCACCUGGGGAUGA